AUGCUGCCGCCGACCGCCACCCUGUCGACCACGGGCAGUGGCCUGUUCACCAGCUCUGCCGCCCAGCUCGCGCACUCCUCUCUUGGGGAGGGACCCUCCGCUGCUGCUCAGAACCACCUGCUCCGCGCCCUGGUUCCCCCUGCGCCAGGGGCGCUUCUAACCAGCAUGGGGUGGAGCAGCAGCGCCCACUCCCCUCUCUCUCCCACCCCUGCUCCCGUUCCCACUGCUGCUACGGACCCUGCUGCGGCUCCUAUGCCAGGGCCUAUCCUGCGCCCCAGGCACGGGUGGAGCAGUAGCCUCUAUUCCACGGGCACGCAAGCGCGAGCGUCCCUAGGGAUCUCCGCCAGCUCUGCUGCUGCUGCUGCUGCCCCUGGAGAGGCAUACGCAGCUGGAUCAGCUGAGCCGAGAUGGGGGGCUGGGAGCCUGAUUGUUCCAGUUGGGCCAUCUUGGGCAGCGGCUGAGGCGGCCGGGGUGGCUGAUGCGGCUGGGGCGGCUGAGGCGGCUGAUGCGGCUGGGGUUGCUGGGGUUGUCCGGGCUGCUGCGGCUGCUGAAGCCUUGGGCGAAGAUGACGCGUCAUCCGGGGAACUGGCGCCUGAAUGGGGGAUGAGUAGGACGAAGGGGGGGAGCCGUGUCAUGAGUGGAAGGAGCUGGAGGGGUGCGUGGGGUGGAAGGAGUGGGUGGAGUGGGAAAGUUGGGGCCAAGUCAGCACGGCGUGAGCUCCCUGACCUGAACGACCCUGCUGAGGAGACGGAUGCAGAUAGAGGGGUUGCGGAGGGAGGGGUUGGGGAGAGAGGGGUUGGAGAAAGAGGGGCUGGGGACAGAGGGCCUAGGAGAAGCUGGGUUGUGGAAAGAGGGGUUGGGGAGGGGGGGCUGGACCUGAAUGCGCCUGCUUUCGUUGGAGAGAGAGCAAGGAGUCAGCUUGACGUUGGCCCCCCCGGCACACAUGCCCUCAACGUUUGUGACAAGACAAACCUCCGCAGCGGGAGAACCCUCCUCGCAGCGGGAAAACGAAGACGCUAUCUCGCCGCGUUCCUUGCCGACAUGGGUGCUGCUCACAAGAUCGCGGCUCACGGGGUGGCUGUCGCCAAGAAGGGCGGCCCGAGCGUCAUUUUCGAGAUCGCCGCUGGCCUUAGCCUCGGUGCCGUAGGCGGGGCGAUGUGGAAGAUGGCCAGUAACGCGUACGAGACCGGUUUUGAGGCCCACAUGGAACGGAUCGACGCAUGUCUAGCUAGCAGACGCACAUUGAGCUUGCAGGAUAAUUUCUUCUGA
Messenger RNA from Closterium sp. Naga37s-1, 1269 nucleotides. Lineage: Eukaryota; Viridiplantae; Streptophyta; Zygnematophyceae; Desmidiales; Closteriaceae. The record is from the annotation of a GenBank genome assembly.